Molecule: messenger RNA, 1460 nt
Organism: Gracilinanus agilis (Agile Gracile Mouse Opossum)
Lineage: Eukaryota; Metazoa; Chordata; Mammalia; Didelphimorphia; Didelphidae
Gene: CIAO1
Product: cytosolic iron-sulfur assembly component 1
Exons: 7
Coding region: 158-1177 (339 amino acids)
Biological process (GO): iron-sulfur cluster assembly
Cellular component (GO): cytosolic [4Fe-4S] assembly targeting complex
Molecular function (GO): protein binding
Source: RefSeq, a predicted model, not a curated record
UUCGUGGCGCGAGAGCGGAAGUGGUGGGGACCCGAGACCUGCCGCGGGAGUCGCCGCGGGAGUCCGGAGCUGAGUUGCAGCUUAAGUCCGAACCGGACCUUGGCGCGGCCUCCUAGGGGGCGAGAAGCCUGAGGUCAGGCCGAGCCUGGGCGCCACAAUGAAGGACUCUCUAAUACUCCUGGCCCGCGUGCCGGCCCACCCAGACUCACGCUGCUGGUUCCUGGCCUGGAACCCUGCGGGGACCUUGCUGGCCUCGUGCGGCGGCGACCGUAGCAUUCGCAUCUGGGGCAAGGAGGGCGAUGGCUGGGUGUGUAAGUCUGUUCUGGCUGAGGGCCACCAGCGCACCGUGAGGAAGGUGGCCUGGUCCCCUUGUGGGAACUACCUUGCAUCUGCAAGUUUUGAUGCCACCACUUGUAUCUGGAAGAAGAACCAGGAUGACUUUGAGUGCGUAACCACCCUUGAAGGGCAUGAAAAUGAAGUAAAGUCAGUAGCUUGGGCCCCAUCUGGUAGCCUUUUGGCCACCUGCAGCCGGGACAAGAGUGUCUGGGUCUGGGAAGUUGAUGAAGAGGAUGAAUAUGAAUGUGUCAGUGUCUUGAAUUCACAUACACAGGAUGUUAAACAUGUGAUAUGGCACCCUAGUCAAGAGCUAUUGGCAUCAGCCAGCUAUGACGACACAGUUAAGCUCUACAGGGAGGAAGAAGAUGACUGGGUAUGUUAUGCCACCCUGGAGGGCCACGAGUCCACAGUGUGGAGCUUAUCCUUUGACCCCAGUGGCGAGCGCCUGGCAUCUUGCAGUGAUGACCGUACUGUGCGCAUUUGGCGCCAAUACCUACCAGGCAAUGAGCAAGGAGUAGUCUGCAAUGGUUCUGACCCUACCUGGAAGUGUAUUUGCACCUUAUCUGGUUUUCAUUCCAGAACAGUCUAUGAUGUCUCUUGGUGUCACCUUACUGGGGCCCUGGCCACAGCUUGUGGUGAUGAUGCCAUUCGGGUAUUUGAAGAAGACCCCAGCUCAGAUCCUCAGCAGCCAUCCUUUUCCCUAACAGCUCACCUACCGCAGGCCCAUUCCCAGGAUGUGAACUGUGUAGCUUGGAACCCCAAGGAGCCAGGGCUACUGGCUUCUUGCAGUGAUGAUGGUGAGAUGGCCUUCUGGAAAUACCAACGACCAGAAGGUCUCUGAGGCCCUGCUAUCUGUUGUUACCAUCCCUUGGACCUUCUAGCAGGGGAAUAGAAUUUAUUUUCCCCAGAGGAAAAAAAAAUCAUGAGAAUCAGUUUUUCCAGUCUAUGAUAAAAGCCUGAAGGAGCACAGUGCUAAUUUUACUUCAUGUCUGAACUUAAUUCCUCUAUUCAGUUUGUCAGAUGCUGGGUUCAAGAGCCCAGCUCCAGAAUCACUAAUAAUUUUUCUGUCCUGUGAUUCAGGCUCCCUAGUUGAAUUGUGUAAAAUAAAUGUUUUAAAAAUCUUA